This is a messenger RNA of Magallana angulata, 547 nucleotides long. RefSeq lists its product as uncharacterized. The record is from RefSeq and is a predicted model, not a curated record. The transcript is spliced from 3 exons. Bases 81 to 467 code for a protein of 128 amino acids. NCBI's taxonomy places the organism in Eukaryota, Metazoa, Mollusca, Bivalvia, Ostreida, Ostreidae.
CAUAUACCUUUAUCAAAACGAGAAGUCUCAUCAUAUGCACAAUACUACCUGACCGUACAUCGUCUCCAAUACUGUUAAAUAUGCUGAGCAUGAACACAGUCGCCAUGACGUCAUCUGUGUUAAUUAUCCUCCUGGGAUUAUCCUGUCAAAUGGUGGAUGCAUCUUUGGAGAGCGAGAUGAAGAAAAUUCUGCCUAUGUGUACAGUUAUAGACCGGUACAUGGAGAACACACGCUGUUUCGACCCAGAAAACAUGGAGGCCAAUGAAGACAGGACGAUGUUUGAAGAAGAGUGUAUAUGCCCCGUCUAUCGAUCCUGCUUCGUGAAAAUCAUCGACCAAAUCUCAGAUGGCAACAGCAUUGUUGACUUUGCGACGGCCGAGAAACGUUACAUCUGCAAAUCACAGAAGACCUUGGAUGUAGAGCAGAAGAAAAAGAACGAAGCUUCCAACCACGCAGCUUCCGGUUAAAUCAACAGUUCUCUGACUCUGCAAGUGCUGCAACCACAUCGUUGUUAAAAAUAAUUGAGAAAUAAAUAUUCGUUACCUUC